Triticum turgidum subsp. durum (durum wheat) is the source of this 603-nucleotide messenger RNA. The record is from the annotation of a GenBank genome assembly. Lineage: Eukaryota; Viridiplantae; Streptophyta; Magnoliopsida; Poales; Poaceae.
AUGAAGGUCAAAACGAAGAUCAGCAAAGCUGCCGAGUUCUUGAGGAAGGCGGUGCGGGCGCUGAGGGGCAGGGCUGGCGUCCUCAGGGCGCGGCUCCUCUUCCUCGCCUCGUUCCGCCACAGGACGGCGAUGGUCGGCACCGUGUCGCGCCACCUCCGCGCCCUCCUGCCGGGCCGCCAGAGAGACCCGGUGCACGACCACCGCAAGGUCCACGCCUCGUCGACGAUGGCGGCGGAGGAGGACGGGCAGGCCGCGAUGCAUGGAGUCGACGUCCCAGGCCUCUCCGAGCUGUUGCAAGAAGUGGUCGGCGACGACGAUGACGGCCACUACGGCUACCCAGACUGGACGCACUCACUGUUCGACGACAACGAUGACGACUGCAGCCUCCAGGAGGGCGACGAUGUCGACGAGGAGGAACGCGGUGGUGGCGCGGAGGCAAUGGAGGAAGAUCGGCUGCCUGACGACGAGCCGUCGGUGAUGGACGUCAUCAGGAGGUGCAGGGAAGGGGACGGAAAGGAGUUCAACAUCAAGGAGGAGAUCGACCACGCCGCUGACAUGUUCAUACGGCGGGUCCGCAGCCGAAUGAACAACCGGAGCUUCUAG